Messenger RNA from Yamadazyma jaroonii, 414 nucleotides. NCBI's taxonomy places the organism in Eukaryota, Fungi, Ascomycota, Pichiomycetes, Serinales, Debaryomycetaceae. The record is from the annotation of a GenBank genome assembly.
AUGUUUAAAUUCAAUUUAUUAUCAAUAUUCCAAACCAAUUCCAAUAAAUCGGUUAUCGAUAGCAAAGAUAUCCCAAAGAAUUUUACCAUUAAUAAUGAUAAUAAUAAAGUUUUGAACAUCUCAAUGGUUAAUGGAGGUAUCAAUGAAGAUGAUGACUUCAUUAAUAUCAACUUUAAUGAGUUAACUUAUGCUGAAGUUGCUAAGUUAAAUCAAGAUAAACCAAUCAACUAUAACAAAAAUAAGUCAUCCAAAACAAUUAUUAAUAAGAAAUCCAAAGCUGUUGGUAAAGAAACUGAAGAAGAGUUGGUUGAUUCAAUUCAUGAAAAGUUUAAAUCAGAUAUUCACUAUAAAAAACAUAAACAAUUCAAGUUAAAUGAAAAGAGAAAGAGAUCUCAAGCUAGAAGAAAACAUUGA